Molecule: messenger RNA, 718 nt
Organism: Terrapene triunguis (Three-toed box turtle)
Lineage: Eukaryota; Metazoa; Chordata; Testudines; Emydidae
Gene: HSCB
Product: HscB mitochondrial iron-sulfur cluster cochaperone
Exons: 5
Coding region: 22-630 (202 amino acids)
Biological process (GO): [2Fe-2S] cluster assembly; protein complex oligomerization
Cellular component (GO): mitochondrion
Molecular function (GO): protein-folding chaperone binding; ATPase activator activity
Source: RefSeq, a predicted model, not a curated record
GGGAGUUGUAGUUCUGGCCCGAUGUGGGUUGUGCGGAGGGGUCAGCUCUGCAGGGCGCUGUGGGGCUCUCAGGCUCCAGCCGCCUCUUCUCGGCCCCGUAGCGCAGAGCCCGGCUCUCUCCCCGUCCCACGCUGCUGGAGUUGUGGCAUCCCUCUCCCCGCUCGCGGGGGGCAGGGGCUGCCUCGCUUCUGUCCGGCCUGCCAGGCCCUGCAGCCCCCGGAGUCCCAGCCUGACCUCUUCCGCCUUAUGGGCUGGAAAGAGCGGGACUUUUCUGAACAACACUCUUCCUUGGUUAACAGAGCCUACCAAACCCUUCUAAGUCCCUUGAGACGUGGAUUGUACCUACUGGAGCUGAAUGGAGUGGAACUGGCAAAAGGGACAGACAGUGACAUAGAUGUGGAGUUCCUCAAGGAAAUCAUGGAACUCAAUGAGACACUGGCAGAACCUAAUAAUGAGGCUAAAAUAGAAGAGAUUGAAAGUUUCAUUGAAGUUAAACAAGAAGAAUUGACCAAGGAUGUGAGAAAAGCUUUUGAAAGAGAUGAUCUUCAAGAAGCCAAGAAACUUCUAAACAAAAUGAAAUACUUUGAAAACUUGGAGGACAAGGUGAAGAGCAAGAAGAACCCUUCCUGAUAUCACAUUCUUUGCCAUUAAGAUCUGAUCCACUUUUGAUUAAAGUAGUGAUUGGUAGUUUCUGAUUCAGGAACUAAAAGGAGCACAA